This is a messenger RNA of Striga asiatica, 1145 nucleotides long. Lineage: Eukaryota; Viridiplantae; Streptophyta; Magnoliopsida; Lamiales; Orobanchaceae. The record is from the annotation of a GenBank genome assembly.
UUAUUUUAUUUUUAAUCUUGUCAUUCUCAUUUAUCAAGGAAGAUGAUGAAUUUAGGUUGGUGUAAGAUGAUUAAACCACUUAUAAUCAUAUUUAUAAUAGGGAAAGCCCCAAUGCCGAAACCCAAUCAACCGAUGGUAAGGAUUCAUCUGCAUAUAAUUCUCCUUUGCGUUCUAUAAUUAUCUAUAUAAUCGCCCUCUCUCUUUAUUCCCAAAUAGAGAGAAAAACAGUCGGAGCAAAUAUGGGAAUUAUACUGUACCACGAGGUGCAGGAGUCCAAACUGUGCGCCCUGCAUUGCGUGAACGCCGUUUUGCAGGGCCCCUUCUUCUCCGAAUUCGACCUGGCGGCGAUGGCGGCGGAGCUCGACCGUGCCGAGCGGCAAGUGAUGCUCGCCGCCUCCGGCGAUUUCGAGCCGGAGUUCUCCCAUAACGUUUCCCCAGAUGGGGAUUUCAGCAUACAGGUUCUUGAAAAAGCCCUUGAGGUAAUGGACCUGCAAGUCAUCCCCCUAGACAGCCCGGUGGCCCAGCCCGCAAAAAUCGAGCCCGGAGCCGAAAACGCCUACAUCUGCAAUCUACUAAACCACUGGUUUUGCAUCAAGAAAGUCGAGGGCGAGUGGUACAAUUUCAACAGCUUGUACCCAGCUCCCGAGCACUUAUCGAGAUUCUACUUAGCUGCCUAUCUCGACUCGUUAAAGGGCUCUGGUUGGAGCAUAUUUCUCGUGAGGGGGAAUUUUCCACUCGAGCGGCCCGAAGUGGGCCCAAACGGGCCCAUUAGGGGUCGGUGGCUCUCUCCCGAGGAGGCCAAAGGGAUACUCGUCCGUCGGGCCCGAACGAGAUGGGAUAAGCCCCGAAGGAAGAGACGGGCCCCGAUUUUGGUGAGUGAUGAUGACGAGGAUGAUGAUGACGAGUGCUUGAAGGAGGCGAUUGCUGCAAGCUUGAAGGAGUCUUCUUCUUGUUCGUCUUCUUCAUCGGGGGCCCGUUUGGAUGAGAACGGGCUGGAAGGAAAUGGCGGGAAAGGUUGUGAGGCGAGCGAGAAUCGAGCCAAUGGCGGUGGCUCGGAGAACGAUGGGAAUGGAGUGGAGAGCGACCGGAAAAGGGCUCGUGUUGAAGGUUGAGUGGUGUGUGUGUUGUGUUUUGAUGGUUUUUAG